AUGAUAUGCAGUCUUAAACCGAUCGCUCAGAGGCCUUUGAUGAGUGGAAUUACGCACGAAUUGUGGCGUGAUAAUGUGGCCGAUGAGAAUCUCUCGAAUGGCAAAAUUGAUUCUAUGGAUCAGCCGAAUUUGAACUAUACAUCUUUUGGGAGAUGUUUCAGAGGUCGUGGAAAGGAGAAAUCGGUGCGAGUCAAGGAAUGA
Messenger RNA from Anisakis simplex (herring worm), 201 nucleotides. The record is from the annotation of a GenBank genome assembly. NCBI's taxonomy places the organism in Eukaryota, Metazoa, Nematoda, Chromadorea, Rhabditida, Anisakidae.